AUGCAGGGCAAGGUGGCGCCAGCACAAACGAUCAUGCUCGACUUAUUCCCGCCGGACAUGGCGGGCAAGAUGCUCGCGAGACGUCCAGGCUCGACGGUGCUCUUACCAGGCGAAGAAGUGUUUCUGACAAGUCUCAAGGAAAGGAAAGCGGUGCUGCAGGACCAUGUCGACAGGAAUGUUGUGGCACAGCUCGAUGGACUGUUUCCUUACAUCAAGCUGGGUAAGGCAGUGACGAACCAUCUGAUUGAGACACACGUCAAGCCAGUACAGCCUCCUCGAGAGAGCGCAGCAGCUGUGACUGCACGACUUCGUGCUGAGCAGGGUGUCAAGCAGGAGAAUGGGUCAUCGACGGCAACGACGACGACAACAGCGAUGGGAAUCACGGACGAUGAGUUCGUCGAUAUGCUCGACGAAGCGUUCGCAGAAGCUAGAUUCCAACCUGCUGUCUCGUCGCGGCCGGCGAACAUCCCAGAGCAGCGGCCCCAAUCGGAAAAAGAAGACGUGCCGAUGAAAAGUGUGGAACAGCAAGAUACUCAGCAAGCUGAGGUGCAAGCCUUAAACGUGGAACAGGGAGAAGCUCAACAACAAGAUGAGUCGCAAGCUGGGAAGGUGAAACAGGAAGAAGAUCUCUAA
Messenger RNA from Cyphellophora attinorum, 633 nucleotides. RefSeq lists its product as uncharacterized. The coding region runs from base 1 to 633 and encodes 210 amino acids. The record is from RefSeq and is a predicted model, not a curated record. The transcript has a single exon. Lineage: Eukaryota; Fungi; Ascomycota; Eurotiomycetes; Chaetothyriales; Cyphellophoraceae.